Closterium sp. Yama58-4 is the source of this 1233-nucleotide messenger RNA. NCBI's taxonomy places the organism in Eukaryota, Viridiplantae, Streptophyta, Zygnematophyceae, Desmidiales, Closteriaceae. The record is from the annotation of a GenBank genome assembly.
AUGCGCGAGGCUGACAGCGCGUCCAUGGCGGGGGGAAUGGGUGGGGAGGGAGCAGCGGAGGCGCAGAGCGAUUGCAUUUGCCUCUUAGAGUUUGUCAAGAGUCAAGGUGGUGUGCUGUUGGCCACCUCCUCUGGUGGCAUGCGCGAGGCUGACAGCGCGUCCAUGGCGGGGGGAAUGGGUGGGGAGGGAGCAGCGGAGGCGCAGAGCGAUUGCAUUUGCCUCUUAGAGUAUGUCAGGAGUCAAGGUGGUGUGCUGUUGGCCACCUCCUCUGGUGGCAUGCGCGAGGCUGACAGCGCGUCCAUGGCGGGGGGAAUGGGUGGGGAGGGAGCAGCGGAGGCGCAGAGCGAUUGCAUUUGCCUCUUAGAGUAUGUCAGGAGUCAAGGUGGUGUGCUGUUGGCCACCUCCUCUGGUGGCAUGCGCGAGGCUGACAGCGCGUCCAUGGCGGGGGGAAUGGGUGGGGAGGGAGCAGCGGAGGCGCAGAGCGAUUGCAUUUGCCUCUUAGAGUAUGUCAGGAGUCAAGGUGGUGUGCUGUUGGCCACCUCCUCUGGUGGCAUGCGCGAGGCUGACAGCGCGUCCAUGGCGGGGGGAAUGGGUGGGGAGGGAGCAGCGGAGGCGCAGAGCGAUUGCAUUUGCCUCUUAGAGUAUGUCAGGAGUCAAGGUGGUGUGCUGUUGGCCACCUCCUCUGGUGGCAUGCGCGAGGCUGACAGCGCGUCCAUGGCGGGGGGAAUGGGUGGGGAGGGAGCAGCGGAGGCGCAGAGCGAUUGCAUUUGCCUCUUAGAGUAUGUCAGGAGUCAAGGUGGUGUGCUGUUGGCCACCUCCUCUGGUGGCAUGCGCGAGGCUGACAGCGCGUCCAUGGCGGGGGGAAUGGGUGGGGAGGGAGCAGCGGAGGCGCAGAGCGAUUGCAUUUGCCUCUUAGAGUAUGUCAGGAGUCAAGGUGGUGUGCUGUUGGCCACCUCCUCUGGUGGCAUGCGCGAGGCUGACAGCGCGUCCAUGGCGGGGGGAAUGGGUGGGGAGGGAGCAGCGGAGGCGCAGAGCGAUUGCAUUUGCCUCUUAGAGUAUGUCAGGAGUCAAGGUGGUGUGCUGUUGGCCACCUCCUCUGGUGGCAUGCGCGAGGCUGACAGCGCGUCCAUGGCGGGGGGAAUGGGUGGGGAGGGAGCAGAGGGGGGUGGCAGAGGGGGGUGGCAGAGGGGGGUGGCAGAGGGGGGUGGCAGAGGGGGGUGGCAGAGGGGUUGA